CUCAGCCGGCCUAUUCAACCUUCGACAAUUCCCCCGUUGUGAGAUGUUUUUGGCCGCCAUCCAGCAGAAGGAAGUCUGAGAGGGAGUCCUCCACCCCCGUCACUGGGAAUAUCAAACUUGGGAUCAAUCUUUUCGAAUAACAACGUCAACAACUACCAACGACAACAAUGCCAGUAGCAAGGCACCUUGGAGCGGUCGAGAGGAAGGUUGAUUAUGUGAUUGUGAAGAGGAGUCGUGUGGUGGGAGGUGGUGAAGAGGAGGAUGAGGUGCAUGGAUUGGGGGCGUUUGAACCAGGAUCGAUUGGGCGGAUCGUGAGGAGGCACGACGUCGACAACACACUGCCCAAGUUCAACCUCGAGGCUGCUGCUGUUGCGUCCGAUUAUGACAGCGAUGGCGAUGAUAGCGACGAUGAGGACAUACUGCCGGCUUCUCCAGUCUUCAGCGGGCAACCAACUAUCACCGUCACAUUAUCUCCCAAUGCCCAACAGGCACAGGCAACGGCUUUUCCGGAUAGGGACCCCACCGUUACUGGUGUGAAAUCAGUUCCUCCUCCACCACCACCGCCGAGGGAGAAGGGAGGCAUCUCGCAAACCACUCAGCAUCUGCUCAUUGCGGCUGGGUCUAUCGGUGCAACUAUCGUCAUUGUCAUGAUCAUCCUGGGCAUCUACACUAUGCGAAAGCGUGGUCUGUCGUUCUCGGAAGCCUCUCGACAGGUGAAGAACAGGGCCAUGGGACGACGACCAGCUCCUCCUCCGAAGCAAGCCUCUGGCUGGCAACAGGACAAGAAGCCGUACAUGGACGACUACGACGAGAUGAGGCAGAAUACCGUCACUCCCCCUCAACGGGCUGCUUCAAUUCCUCGCUCUGGGUCCAUCUCGUCACAGAGACCGCUGCAGGACAUCCAACGCAACGAUAGCAUCAACCGCCAAGUUGCCCAGCGGUCAUCUCCCCAGCAAUCUUCAUUCCUCCUCGACUCACCACCACCACGCCGCAACAACUCCCACCGCCGUGACAUCAGCGAGACACCAUCCUCUCCUGUUCUCCCUCUCCAACAAACAAACGACUCACGCAGCCAAUCCUCCACCUCUCUCCCCUACUUCGCCCCCGACCAACCUCUCCAACAAGACCGCUCCCAAUCCCCCCUCCCCCCACCCCCAACCUUCAAACAAUUCCUCUCCAACCGACCCUCCGCCUCGCAAAAGAACUCCGGCUUCGGCAACAUGGUCUCCCGCUUCAGCUGGACCAACUCCAACGCUCCCCAAACACCCCACGACGUCCGACGCGACACGCAGAAAUCCCUCAACCAACGCGACUCCUUCAUGACGCAGCGGUCCUCAGUCCCGCGCUUCCGCACCGUCGACUCGUGGGUAAACCAACAAGCCAACCGCGUCGAAGUCCAGAAACUCAAAGAGCAAUUCCGCCUCACGUCCUCCACCACCACCUCCACCACCACCGACGACGAGGCCGACCGCAUCCCCUCCGUCCCCACGAUCCCACGCUCCAUGACGCAGAAGCAAUCCCUCCCCACCAUCCCCGCCGCACAACAGCUCAACACCACCACCCCGACAACUCCCAAGCGCACACCCUCGACGACAAAAGGCCUCCCGGGGAAGAACGUCCGCCACGAACGCCACGACACCGUCGACACGGCGCCGAUUUUCCGCCAGCAUCCUGGCACGGAAGUGAGGUUCUCCACGAGGAGUGUUGUGGCGAGUGAGAUUCUGGAUAUGGGGAAUAGGCCGAACGUGCUUUCUUAAACGUCUGUGUGUUUGAUUUGGACGGUUGAAUGGGUGGAAGGGGAGGAGGAGGGGAGG
Molecule: messenger RNA, 1814 nt
Organism: Aaosphaeria arxii CBS 175.79
Lineage: Eukaryota; Fungi; Ascomycota; Dothideomycetes; Pleosporales
Exons: 4
Coding region: 168-1757 (529 amino acids)
Source: RefSeq, a predicted model, not a curated record